Molecule: messenger RNA, 1677 nt
Organism: Mugil cephalus (flathead mullet)
Lineage: Eukaryota; Metazoa; Chordata; Actinopteri; Mugiliformes; Mugilidae
Gene: entpd6
Product: ectonucleoside triphosphate diphosphohydrolase 6
Exons: 14
Coding region: 133-1440 (435 amino acids)
Biological process (GO): nucleoside diphosphate catabolic process
Cellular component (GO): membrane; Golgi apparatus
Molecular function (GO): UDP phosphatase activity; GDP phosphatase activity
Source: RefSeq, a predicted model, not a curated record
GUUUGGGCCACGUCGGGCGUUCUGACGUCAUCACAGAGCGCCGUGUUGUUUACGUCGGAGCCGAAUGAGGAGGAAAGUGAAUCAAGUGUCGGAUUAAAGGCAUUAAAGCGGCUCCACACAGGAUGAGUCAGGAUGAAGAGACCGAAGCUGGCCGCUGUCGUCCUCUUCCUGUGCUGCCUCCUCACCUACCUGAUGUUCAUCAAGCAUCACUUCUCCACCUCCAAGCCCGGCACCCCCAGACCGCCCCCCCACCUCAGACCCAGUCCAGACCGCCGCCGGUACCAGUACGGCAUCAUGUUCGACGCCGGCAGCACGGGGACCAGAGUCCACAUCUUCAAGUUCCUGGUGGGGGACACAGGAGAUCCUCAGGAGCUGGACACGGAGACAUUCAGAGCCAUCAAACCUGGACUGUCCUCCUAUAGGGACGCUCCACACAAGUGUGCUGCUGGAAUCCUGGAGCUCCUGGACGUGGCCAAGUCCAGCAUCCCCCCGUCUUUCUGGACCAGAACCCCGGUGGUCCUGAAGGCCACGGCCGGUCUCCGUCUCCUGCCGGGACAGAAGGCCGAGCAGCUGCUGGACACCGUGAGGACGCUGUUCCAGGAGUCUCCAUUUCUGUCCAGAGAGGACAGCGUGUCCAUCAUGGACGGCACUGAUGAAGGUAUUUCUGCUUGGAUCACCGUCAACUUCCUCACUGGAGGUCUUCGUGGUGCUAACUCGCCCACUGUGGGGAUGCUGGACUUGGGUGGGGGGUCGACUCAGAUCACUUUCAGCCCACAGGAUGAGAUAACCAUCCAGACGUCGCCCAUCGAUGACAUCAGGUCAUUCCAGAUGUUCAACAACACACACACCGUCUACACUCACAGUUAUCUCGGUCUGGGUCUCAUGUCGGCUCGACUCGCCAUCCUUGGAGGCGUCGAAGCUCCUCCCCUAGGGGGCAGCACCGAGCUGCCAGUCAGCCCCUGCCUUGCUCCAGAGUACUCAGGCAGCUGGGAGCACGCAGACGUCAUCUACACCGUGAAGGGGCAGAAGGCCGGGGAGCCGCUUUACGAGGCGUGCCUCACCAAGGUGGAGAAGGUGGUGUCCAGGAAGGUCCUGAAGGCGUGGGAGGUGGCAGACAUGGACUUCUACGCCUUCUCCUACUACUACGACCGCGCAGUCGACCUGGGAGCCAUCGAGGAUCCGGCCGGAGGAACCAUCUCAGUGUCUGACUACAUGCAGGCAGCUAACAGAGUGUGCAGCAAUCCCCCCCAGAACCAGGACGAGGACCAAAACCAGAACCCCUUCCUCUGUCUGGACCUGGUCUACAUCUCAGUUCUGCUGCAGGAGCUCGGGUUCCCUCCCCACAAACAGUUCAAGUUGGCGAGGAAGAUCCACCGGGUGGAGACCAGCUGGGCUCUGGGAGCCACGUUCCACUACAUGGAGUCCCUGAAGGGACCCUGAUGGGGGUCUACGGUGAUACUGGAGGACCUGAAGAGACCCAGACUCCAGGGACCCUGAUGGGGGUCUACGGUGAUACUGGAGGACCCUGAAGAGACCCAGACUCCAGGGACCCUGAUGGGGGUCUACGUUGGUCCUGGAGGAGACUGGACUUUGAGUCUCCAGAACCAGGAUUAAAGUUCAGGGCUUUGUUUUAACCUAUUGUACUGAAGUGAAAUAAAAACUCUGGUAAAAGUAAAA